Messenger RNA from Penicillium atrosanguineum, 1503 nucleotides. Its product is annotated as arrestin (or S-antigen), N-terminal domain protein. NCBI's taxonomy places the organism in Eukaryota, Fungi, Ascomycota, Eurotiomycetes, Eurotiales, Aspergillaceae. The record is from RefSeq and is a predicted model, not a curated record. The transcript is spliced from 2 exons. The coding region runs from base 1 to 1503 and encodes 500 amino acids.
AUGGUUGCGACCUCCGUAAUCAGCAAGGGCUCCGAGUCUCUCGAUGUCUUCACCCGGCGAUCGCAGCCCAAGAUCGAGAUCAACCUGCUAGAUCAGACACCGGGCCUGGUCAACUCCUAUACAACGGGUGAUCAGAUUGAGGGGACUGUAUCCAUCACUGUCGACCAGGAGACACGUUUCGAUGAAGUGGAAAUUGUCCUACAAGGUACAUCGCACACCACGGUAGAACGUGCAUCGUGUCCGGGCCGUACAGGAUCCCAGCAGAUGUUCCUGAAGCUCCGCCAACCCGUGGAUGAAACAGAAUACUCCACCCCGCGACUCUUCGAAGCUGGUCAUAAAUACAGCUUUCCCUUUACCUUCGUCGUCCCCGACCAGUUGCUUCCCCAGGUGUGCACUCACUCCAGGAACAACCACCAGGUCCACCGAUCUCACACUAUGCUCCCGCCGACUUUGGGAGAUCCCAUGCUGGCCGGCAAUGGAAAGACACUGCUCGAUGAUAUGGCCCCGGAUAUGAGCCAGAUCUCAUAUAUCAUUCGCGCCGCAGUCAAUAAGAGAUCCACGGCCGAUCAUCGCCAGAUCAAAGCGUUGGCCAAUGUUGCGAAGAAGGUUCGCAUUAUCCCCGUGGUCGAGGAGGAGGCCCCUAUCAACACGGUCGACCACACAUACUACUGCACUCGGAAGGAGAAGAGCGUGAAGCGUGGAUUCCUGCGCGGAAAGCUGGGGCGAUUGGUAGCCGCGUCUGCGCAGCCAAAGCCUAUUCGACUAUCCCCUCCCAGCUGUGAUGCCCGCGAUACUGUGAGCACUGUGGCUACCGUUCAGCUUCGAUUUGACCCCGUGGGCAACGAGCAACCACCUCGCCUCGGCUCCAUGGUCAGUAAGCUCAAGGUGAGCACCUUCUACAGUGCCACUCCCUGGGAGGACUUCCCCUGCCAGGCUGGCACCACGCCCUUCUCCCAGAUCGGACAGGCCCUCUUCACUGAGACCGUCCCCUUGUCCACAAUGUGUGUAGCUUCCGCCCAAUGGCAGAAACACUCCAUUCUUUCCGACGCCGAUCGUCGCGACUCAUUGAACUCAACCUCCUCAACAGCCUCAGAGCAGUCAGUCAGCCCGUCUUCCGAAUUCCUCGGAGAUACCUACUACACCGCAUCAGUCGUGAUCCCCAUCACACUCCCUAAAACCAAGACAUUCGUGCCAACCUUCCACUCAUGCCUGAUGUCUCGCACAUACUCCCUCGACCUCUCCCUAACAUAUCACACUCCUGGCACCAACGUCCUCACGCCAACAAUUUACCUCCGUCUUCCGAUUCAGAUCACCACCCAGCCAAAAUACGAUACCCUCAAGUCUGCCAUCGAGGGCGUUAUCGUCACUCAAGAAGAAGUAAACGCAUUCUUCCGGCCCCGCACUGUGAGCCCGCCCACCACCGAGGCAGUCAUCGAUGUGAGCCUCGCACCACCCGAGUACUCGGAGACCAUUUCUUCUGCCCCCCGUGUCGCUGCUACAUGA